This is a messenger RNA of Penicillium maclennaniae, 3165 nucleotides long. RefSeq names its product putative importin 11. Gene Ontology annotation, biological process: protein import into nucleus. Gene Ontology annotation, molecular function: small GTPase binding. Lineage: Eukaryota; Fungi; Ascomycota; Eurotiomycetes; Eurotiales; Aspergillaceae. Gene Ontology annotation, cellular component: nuclear envelope; cytosol. Bases 1 to 3165 code for a protein of 1054 amino acids. The record is from RefSeq and is a predicted model, not a curated record. The transcript is spliced from 7 exons.
AUGCCCGACAUGAUCGAAGUGCUGGGCGAGGCUAGCCCGAUGAGCCAGGCAAAUGUGCUUAAUGCCUUGGUUCUCGCGGCAAGCUCCACCCAGCAGCAGGUGCAGACGGGUACCAAGCAACUACAGUACUGGGAGAAGCAGAAGCUCUAUUACCCCACCCUUCAGAAUAUCUUUGUCGACUAUACCGUCCCGACCGAGGUCCGAUAUCUUGCGAUCAUUCAGCUGAAGCAUGGCAUCGAUAGAUUUUGGCGCAAGACUGCAGCCAAUGCAAUCUCAAAAGAGGAAAAAGAACAGAUUAAAUUAAGAGCCUUGGAGGCCGGCAUUCAUGAGCCAGAGCGUCAGCUUGCUCUUCAAAAUGCGUUGAUGGUUGCCAAGAUCCUUCGUUACGAGUUCCCCCAUGAUUGGCCUGAUGCGAUUACCACUCUACUCUCUUUCCUCCGCUCCGCCACCCGUCCCGGCGCGAACUCCUUAGAGCUUCCUCGAACCCUUCUCAUGCUCCUCCAGAUCAUUAAAGAAUUGUCUACGGCGCGGAUUCAAAGAACACGAGUACACCUGCAAUCAAUCUCACCCGAGCUCUUCCAAGUGAUGGGAAACAUCUAUAUGGAGAAGAUCAGUCAAUGGAUCGCUGUACUAGACCAAGGCAGCGCGAAUGAUUCAUCUCUAGAGGCAAUGGAUCAGAGCUUGAUGUGUCUUAAAGUUCUGCGCCGCCUCAUUAUCUCUGGCUAUGAACACCCAGGUCGCCACUCGGAGGUCAAGGAUUUCUGGCAGUUGAGCUUCGAACACUUUGCCAGGUUCUCUGUCUUUGGAGAGCAGGCUGCUCAAUUACCAGAACCUAUGGCCAAGGCCAUUGAAAAGCACACCCUUCAACUUUCCAAAUUGCAUGUGGAGAUGGCAAAGAUACACCCAGCCUCUUUCGCACUGUUUCCCAACAGUAUCUCGCUCGUCAAUUCAUACUGGACAUUGGUUGUCCGGCUCAGUGAAAGCUACGUCAGUCUCGGAGCGGAUCCCGAUGCAGAAGGGCAAUCUUUACCUGAGAAGACAGGCCUUCGGGCGUUGCUUUUGUUUAGGGCUUGCGCGAGAAUGGCCUUCAACCCUGUCCAGACUUUCAAAUACCAAACACCUCAAGACAAGGAAGAGAGAAAGCAGGCCGUGGAACGGAUCAAGACUGAAUUGUUCACCCACGAUCUCGUGCUUGGCGUCAUGGAGCUUCUUGUGACCCAAUUCUUCAGGUUCCGAAAUGUCGACUUUCAGGAAUGGGAAGCCGAGCCUGAAUCCUGGGUUCAGCGAGAGGAAGUCAGCAGCGAAGCCUGGGAAUUCUCCAUCCGGUCCUGUUCCGAGAAGCUGUUUUUGGACCUGGUCAUUCACUUCAAAGACCUGCUCAUCCCACGUCUGCUGAGUGUGUUCCACAACUUUGCGAAUACCGAAAACCGCGACGUGGUUUUAAAGGACUCUCUUUACUCUGCUAUUGGCUUGGCCGCAGCCAGCCUCGAGCAACACUUGAACUUCAACGAAUUCUUGCAAGGAACCAUGGUCACCGAAGUUCAGAUUCAAGAUCAACAGUACAGACUCUUGCGCAGACGCAUUGCACUUGUGCUUGGUCAAUGGGUCCCAGUCAAGUACAGUGAAUUGAACACUGAGGCAAUCUUUCAAAUCUUCCAGCACUUGCUCAACAAGGAUGAUCCGCUCAAUGACCUUGUCGUUCGUAUCACUGCUGGACGCCAAUUGAGCCAGGUCCUCGAUCCUUACGAAUUCCAGGCGGCCCAUUUCAUGCCGUUUGCCCAGUCGAUACUUGGCAACCUCAUGUCCCUUGUUCAAGAGGUCGAGAUGCCUGAAACGAAAAUGGGACUGUUGGAGACGGUUCGCGUGGCAGUUGUCAAGAUGGAGCACCACAUUGCUCCAUUCACUGAUCAAAUCCUCUCUUUGCUUCCACCUCUAUGGGAGGAGUCUGGAGAUGAGCAUCUCAUGAAGCAGGCCAUCCUCACACUUUUAUCUUCAUUAAUCAACUCGUUGAAGCAGGAGUCCGUUCGGUACCAUUCACUUAUCCUUCCCCUCAUUCAAAGCUCAGUGCACCCUGAAUCCGAAACCUUGGUUUACCUCUUGGAUGAAGCUCUGGAUCUCUGGACUGCUAUAAUUCAACAAUCUCCCACUCCCUCCCCCGACAUUCUGGCGCUUCUUCCCUCUGUGUUCCCGAUCCUUCACUCGGGAACCGACAGCGCACCCCAGGCCCUCCAGAUCGUCGAGUCUUAUAUUCUUCUGGCACCACAAGACGUUUUCAAAAAUGAAUACCGCACCCCUCUUCUGCUUGCGCUACAGGAACUUCUCUCUCACACGACUAGACAACGCAUUGGCGUCGUGCCCCGUCUGGUCGAAAUGUUGAUCCGCAGUGGCGAAGCCAUCGACGGUGGUAGCGAAGAGACUUACAACUCCAUUUCCCAAAGUCUCAUCGAAAGCUCAUUCCUACGCUCCAUUCUUGAGGGCCUCCAUUCCGCCUACGAAGCCAGCGAAACAACAGGUCCCAACCGGAAAACCUCCAAUGUGAUCGGUGUCGUCGAAACCGAAUAUUACUCCGUCAUCGCUCGUCUGGCCCUCGCUAGUCCCACGAUCCUUGCCUCCGCCAUCGCCACUGCUGUCCAGGGUGAUAACAUUCAAUCCCCUUAUAAAGAUCUUCCUUGGCUAAUGAAGGAGUGGUUCUCUCAUUAUGAUAAUAUCAGCAGCGCCAACCAGAAGAAGCUGCACGUCCUUGCCCUCACCCAACUCCUCGGCCUCAAACAAAACCCACCUAACCCGGCCGCCCCUGACCUCCCAGCCGACUUCCUCCGCCCAUUCCUGCAGUCCUACCUGACUGUCUGGACAGACCUCAUCCUCGAGCUGGCAGAAGGCGGUCAAGACUCCAAUGCUGAUUAUCUAGUCUUCUGGGGUGCACCCUCUGGCUCCGCAACCGCCGUCCCUGAAGCCUCGGACGAAAUCGAACCUCCAGAGAACCACCGUCGCCGCGAUUGGGAGAACUCGGAUAUCAUCCACCGUUUCCCAAUUCGUGACUUUGUGCGCGAGCGUCUGCAGCAACUGAUCGUUGCUUGUGGUGGCCCGGAGACCUUCCAGGCGGAGUGGUUGGCGAAUGUCGAUACUGAUGUAGUGUCCGCGUUCGGUGCCUUGGGACUGAUCUGA